AUGUUUGGAUGGAAUGUUUCUUCUGCUCCGUCUCACAACCAUUCUCAUCCCCAUGUGUCGUUCUUUCAUAUUGUCACGCGAAGUCAGCAUACUAUGCUGAAAACGUGCGUAAGCGCGGUAGAAUUUUCUAAUGCUCUAAAAACGGAUCAAACCAGUCGAUUCAACCGGUCUAAACAUGACAGCAAUUACAAACGGCGUCGUUUUUGGCAAAUUUGGCUUCCUUUCACUCUUGGUUCUGAAGCUCCUUUGUUUCUUUCUCUCUUUCUCCCUCUCUUUCUUUCAUUCACAGAAACUCAGCCAAAAAACCCUAGCACUGUAAGCCUACACCACCGCCGCAAGGAGUGGCAUACUGCCGCCGUCCGUCCGUCCGUCUAUCUAGCUUUCCUCGUACUCCAAGUCUUUAACCCCUGUUCGCUGUCACCGAUCGCAGCUGCUUCCUCGAACUGGGCGUCCGUCGUCUUUGUCUGCUUAGCCGCGCUUCCGCCGCCGUUUGUUUGCCGUUCACGUUCGCGUCUUUGUUCAGCCGUCGUCUUCGUUCGCAGUCUUCGCCGUUUAAGUUUGCUCGGCGUUUACUGUUCGCGUUCACUCGCCGUUCACCGUUCGUGUUCGCAUUCGCGUUCAUUUGGAAGCCACGUUGCUCUGCUUCAAAAUCUGUGUCCAACCCGCGCGCUCCACCUAGCCGUCAAACUGCUCUCUUUUGUCGUCGCGAUGAAAAGGAGAAAGCAAGAGGAUAAAGUGAAGAGGGUGCAACAGCAGGAGGAAUGUUUUAAGCCUGUUAAGGUACUGUCCUUUUUCUUGCAGAUAUGAUAGAUAGAUUAGAUCACUACAUGAUAGAACUCCAAAUUAGAAGAAAGAAUGUUGUGGCAAUGAAAAAAUUGGAGGCAACUAAAGCAUUGGAAGAAGAAAGAGACAAAUUGAAAGUGGAGCUUAUACAGCUAGAAUUUGAUCUCAAGUCUAAAUAGAAGAUAUGUGGAUCCUCAAAAGUUAAUGAUGUACUAGAGUUUGUUGUAAAUACUCUUCAACUCUCGUUUCACUAAUUUCUUUCUCUCAUUAAUUUGUUUAUUUGAUAAUUAUUGGAUAAAUCUUGCUCUCUUAU
Molecule: messenger RNA, 1096 nt
Organism: Arachis ipaensis
Lineage: Eukaryota; Viridiplantae; Streptophyta; Magnoliopsida; Fabales; Fabaceae
Source: RefSeq, a predicted model, not a curated record